Molecule: messenger RNA, 5174 nt
Organism: Ectocarpus sp. CCAP 1310/34
Lineage: Eukaryota; Phaeophyceae; Ectocarpales; Ectocarpaceae
Source: the annotation of a GenBank genome assembly
AUGAGCGGAAAGGGCAAAGGGAGGGUAAACGUGAACCCUCAGGAUGGUACCAUUCAAAUUGAGGAGGAAGAGGAGGAGGUCUCACGGUUUGAACAUGACCAGGGGGAGGGAGGUGGAGCCGGAGCCGGUUCGCUACCGGGAGAACAAGGCCCCACUGCUGUCGGGCCUGCAGCAGCACCUAUUGCAGAGCCCAGCCACCUCGGCGAAGAGAAAGGAAAACAGGGCGAUGGUGCAGGAGAUGCGACCGGAAAAGAGGGUGAAGGUUGCGGCAGUAGGGAGGGUUCGCCGGAUGGAGAUGGGCGUCAGAAAGAGUGGCAUGAGGCGGGCGCCGGGGCGCCGGAGUCAGGAUCCAACAGGGAGAAUGCCUCGGAGGUGACGAAAAGGGCACCAGACGAAGAGCGUCAGCCUGCGGUUGAGAGGCAGAAGAAGAUGCGGAAGAAGUUGAACAAGUGCUUGAUCUGCCUGGAAGAGGACGACGGGCUUUCGAGGCGGUUGUUCCAGACGGACUGCUGCCACCUGAUCGCACACGAGCAGUGCUUCGAAGAGUGGAAGGCGUUCCAUUCAAGGUGCUUCGCAUGCGCGAGGAAGACCCAGACCCGCCGCAAGGAUAACAGAUACCUCAGCAACACGGUGAUCUCCAACGAGGCCGAUGUGGAAGAGGACAUUGCGGAAGCACGCAUCAUCAGCGAUAGCUUUGAAGGGUGGUACGUCGGUGCAAAAAAACAGUUCGCACAAAUUCGGGAGAAGGAGCGUGCCGAGGAAGAGCGCAAAAGCCUCGCGUGUGUCUUGGAUGUUCUCGCAAUGGAGGCGAAAACAAACAACGAGGAGGCACGAGUCAGCGGAGGAGCCCAGGAUGAAGGGGGAGGAGGAGCGUCAGCGGCUGGCCCUUUGUUGUCCGCUUUCACAAAGGAGCAGAUCGCCCAGCAGGCGGCACUGCUGGCCCCGUGCGAUGAUGAGAGGAUUGCCCGUGAGCUUGAGGAGGCUGACCGGGCUCAGGCUGAAGAAUUUGCCCAGCAAGCGAAGAAAGAUGAAGACCUGGCGCGCGAGCUGCAGCGUCUAGACGAAGCCGAGGCCGAGGAGAAGGCUGCUGCGGACGCGAUAGCUCGCACUAGGCGGCCCCGGGCAAAGAGCAAGGGAUCCGGAGGGCGGAGCGGCCAUGGUGCCAGAGGUGGCGGCGAGGGCGGCGGCAGCGAUGCUGGCAAGGGGAGCGGUGGUGGUGCAAAGAAUCGGGGGCGGUUGCCGGCGGGAGGUUGCCGGCGAAGCGGUGCUGCUUCCUUGCCACCGGCACUUGCAGCCGACGGUUCCGGCGGCGCGGAAAUGGAGGGGGUGGAGGGCACGUGUACGGGGGGGGGCGGCAGUCGACCGAGUGGGAGCGGGGGCAGCGGGGCUAGCAAGGCCGCCUCAUCUUCAUCGUCGGAAACGAAGGAUACACAGAUGAAAAAGAGGAAGACGAAGCAGGAGGAGAAGAACAAGAAGACUGAGAAUAGGGAGACAGGGGACGUCGACGGCGGUGCUCGGCGUUUCCUGGACUCUACAGGUCUGACGUCAGAUGAGGAAAGCAUCGGCGACGAUGAAACCAAGGACGCAGAUUAUGUAGACCCUGAGGAGAAGAGAGAGGUUAGGAGCAAGAGGGUGAGGUCCACGCCUCCCAAGCAUGGACCUAGAGCAUCAAGCGCAAGCCCUACCACUAGCACAAGCAGCCCUUCUGCUCGCGCUCGUACGCGCAACCCGAUCGUUCGCACGGCCAGCAGCCCUGGUGUUGGCGGCGUUGGCAGCGUCGAUGUCCGGCAGGGGAGAGGUAGAGGAGCGUCCGCUUCUACAACGGAGAACGACGGCUGCCGGGGUGAUGACGAUAGCAUCCUAGGCGGUGCUGCCAGAGGGGCCGAGAGAAGGAGCGGGGGCCGUGCCAACGGCGGUGGCGGUGGACCGCUCGUCAACGGCAACGGCAACGUCAGCACCGCUUCAAGCAUCGGCGGGUUCACACCUACUGUUGCUUUCUCCGACUCUGCCGUCUCAUCUGCACCCGGACGCGUAGCUUCUGUCAGUUCCAGGAGUCAACGGGUUGCGGCGAAGUCGAGUCAUUCUGAUCUCGGAAUUGAUCCAGACCAAAAGGUGGAAAAGGAAGAAGAUUCGCGGGACCCCGGCAGGAGCGAGAUUAUUAGGGUUGGAAGCGGAGGCGGACAGAGUGGCAAUGGAAAGGGGGCCGGAGGCAGUCCAGAGGGAGGGGUGAAGGAUGCGAACGGUUGUGAGUUCAGCAGUGCGAACGGCAGCAGCCAGCGAUCGCAGACCCCUGAUUCUGGGUCUCCAUUGAAACAGACCAAAAACACGAAACCGCGGGAAAGCAAUGGCGGUGGGAGUACCAACGGGGGCAAAGGUGACAGCGGGAGUGUCAACGGGAGCAAAGGUGGCAGCGGGAGUGUCAAGGGGGACAAAGGUGGCAGUGGUAGCGCGAGGCGCAAGAACCAAGAGACCGGUACCAAGCGACGACCGGAGGCGCCUGUAUUUUCUUCAAACGCAAUCAAGACCAAGACUACUCCGAAGCCGGACAAGGCCGGCAAAGGCGGUGGGUCUGGUACCAUUGACGGUGGUGGCCAUCACGCCGUUAGCGGCGGUGUCAGCGAGCGCGUUGUCAGCGGGAGCAUCCGGAAGCCGCUGGUGACACCCAGACUUCCUCCAAGCUCGGACAAUACCAAGAUUACUUCUACGAAGCGGUGCAAGACGGGCAAGGGCGGUGAGGCCGGUACCGUUGGCGGCGGCGGCAGCAGCAGCAGGCCGUCGAUGACACCUGGAUUUGCCUCAUGCACAGAUGGCCCUGAGACCACUCGGAAGCAGGGCAAGAGCGUCAAGGGCGGUGAGGUCGGUACCGUUCAAGGUGGCAGCCAUGGCGGGGGCAAGGGUGGCAGCCACAGCGGGAGAAACAGGGACGAAGAGACGGGUACCAAGCGGCCGCCGGAGACGCACAGCGAUGACACCAGUAGCGGUGGUAGCGGCGAGCGCGCUAACCGGGUCGUCGUCCACAAGCAGCGUCCCUCAAACACGGACGAGGCCAAGAUAAUCACGAAGCAAGACGGCGGUAGUGGUGUAAACGGCAGUGGCAGCGAUACCAAGGACGAUGUUAGCCUAUUGCCAAACAACCGAGGAGUAGCAGGAGGAGGAGAGAAGCAAGCCAGCGGGCCGGGAGGUGGAAGCACGAAGAAUGGCGAUAGGGAAAUCGAUGAGCCGCCGAACACGGAGGAUUCAGACGUGAUUCGUGACGGUGACCCGGAGGAAGACAUCUGCAUGUUGAACAUUUCCGUUGGCGGACGUGCGGAGGGCAUCCUUCCCCCCAACAGAGCGGCAACGCUCAAGGUAGGGCCAGAGGUAGCAGCGGGUGUGGCGUUCAACCCGAUGGCGUCAGAAUCCACGUUGGCCCUGGCGUCGAAGGCAGCCACCACGACAGCGGUGAAAACGGCGUCUCCCCGUCGGCACGUGAUGGGGGGAAAGAUGCCCAAGAAAACGAAGGAACAAGGCGGGGGCGCUGACGGCGCUGGAGGCCGUGGGCUGCGCGCCUCCGCUGCUGCUGCUCGUGGUGGUGGUGAUGGUGCUUCUAGUGCUGCUGCUGCUGCUGCUGCUGCUGCUGCUGCUGCAGGGGGGUCUCCUGGCGCGAGGGUGAAGCGUGGAGGACGUGAUGACCUGUCCUGUUCCGACUCUGAUGGCGCAGUGGGUGAAAGGCACCAAGGUGACAAGGGAAACUCCGACAUUGCACGAGCGCUCCCGGCAGACGUGGAGGUUUUCGAUUUGACGAUGAGCGAUGACUGAGCUUGGCGGCGAUUAGACUGGGCGUGGCUGCCAUUACUGCUGUCUUGCCUCUCGAUAAACAGUCGGCGGGGGCACGGGCACAGCGACCAGAGGUUUCACACCCCUGACGGGUUGUUGUCGGCUUUUUUACGAUGUUGUUGGCUUGACAUUCGCCUGAGAUAGGGCCAGUGCUCAGGUCGAAGUUUCGGAGGCCUUGCGUGGGCUGAGCACACUGGAGCUAGCGAGCGACGUCUUUGUCAGAGCUGGAAACCGGAAGAACGUACGGCCGAGGGAAAUCGAAGAAAAACAAUGCAGUCGUGCUUUCGGUUGGUUGUUGAGCAUGGGAACCCAGGAGCCAGCAAGAGCUGGGAGCUUUGCUCUUGGGGGUUGCGUGUGUGUGGAAGUCGCUGCCUAUUUUUCUGUGGUGUCGGUGGGAGGAGGGCGGGGGAGCUUCCAGCAGCGUGGGUAGCGUGUGUGUGUGUGUGGUGUGUGUGUUUCCAUUUUUUACAUCGUCCUGCAGUAGGCUGUGAGUGCUACUGGGUGCCCCCCAACAAUGAAACCGGCAAUGGCAGUGGUGUGUCGAUGGCCAACGCUCUUUUGUGAGUUAGUGUUGCCGUCGCCUCGCAGGUGGUCUUGAAAGGAAUGCUGGGUGAUGCUGUUUAGCUGUGCGGGUUUUGAUCUCGGGACAGGUGUGGUGCUGGUGCCGGUUGCUGUUCUGUUGUUCUAUGCCAUUUGUUAAUUUUUUAAUUAUCCUGCGAAUCACAUAGACCAAGCGUCGACGAAAGCCAGAUGCUGCAUUAGAACAAAGAGCACCAGUCCCUCCCUACCAGCAGCGUGAUCCUUGUAGCGCACCAAACCCGAGAUUGCCACGACCGGUUCUGUUGUAGUGAUGAAGCAGGCAGACUGCUAUGGCAGGUAGAUGUUGCGGUUUAGCUACACCACCGAUUUCUGCUUGCCGCCACGGGCGUUGUGCUCAAGGCGUUGCGGUCGUUUGCGCAUCGGCGACCUGCUUCUUGCCUCCCGCUGCAGCGACGUUUGCCUCGUUGGCGUUGCUUCAGGUGUUGUGGACGCAAUCGGUUCUUUCAUUUGGUGUCUGUUUGCCUCUCCAUACCAGCAUGGCGUUGUUUUGAACGGUGGUGUACGAUUGUUGUUGUUGGGGUGUUAUCUUGACUUGUGUCUACGUAUUUAACAGAAUGUUGUACGAUGCGCUUGUUUGUUCGUUGUCAUAUCAUCGCGUGAUUCAAUAUUUAUGUAAUUUUUUGGGCACUUCAAUUUUUCUGCGCAAGUAUGACGCUGUAUUUGUGUUCUCGUUGGAAGGUAGACUAUGCCACGUUUGUAUCCUGUUUGGAGGUGAGUGGUGUUAGACUAAUGUACUACUUCCUCUGUAUCAUAAGUUA